AUGAUAAAUGCUUCCAUUAGUCUUGUUUACCUAUCUCUCUUUUCUCUGUCUUCGUCCUCUCUAACCAUUUCGCCAUUCAACAGCGAUCCCUUCAUCGUCGUCGUCGUCGUCGUCGCCAUCUCUUUCAACGCUGUCUUCUCCGAAACCCUAGCUACGAUCCUCCGUCACCUCGUUUUUUGGGGAUCGAGGAACUGCGUGUUUGGUUUCGAGAUUGGUGCCAUCACGGAAUUGGGUAAUUCGGAUUCCGCAUUUUUGCGUCCGUUUGUUCGUGUUGAGUGCCCAUAUUGCAACAUGUUGGUUUUGCCAGAAAAUGGAAAUUUUCGCUGUUUAGAUAGACAUGUCAGUGUUAUAAGGAAUUGUGGUGUUAUGUUUGCUUCUUCGAGUUCUAGUUUUUUUGAGGAGUGGGAUGAUCUUGUAAAAAUUUGGUUUUCAGUUUCAUUAGCUUCAUUGGAAGUUUCCCACAACUUGUAUGUGGUUACUCAUUUGCCGAAGGAUCUAUAUGACCAUUGUCUUGUAAGGAUGUCUCCUGCAUCGCGAUCCAAGUCUAAAGACAAAAAAGCUAGCAAGGAAGCCCAUAAGGCUUCUGCAAAGCCUACAGGAUCUGGUAAUGCAGUAGCUGGUGUUCCAGCCAGUGCAUAUAAUCCUUUAUUAGGAACAUUCCAUACACUGGACAUUUCAUCAACACCUACCUCACCUAUACAUUCUAAUGGUCGUUUUCGAAACAUAGAUGAAAUAGAGGAACAUCCUGUCAACUCAGUGGUUGCUGGUGUUGAGUAUGAUUCUGUUUCCAACAAUGGUAGUUGGUCUGGUGAGUCCGAAGAACAUAAAGAGAAAAGUUCUAAUGCCCCUGUUCGGUCAGACACAGUACCAGGAGCUGAUAAUGACAAACGAGAGAAAAUCCGCCAAAAAAAUGAAAGGAAGCAUCAACGGCAGAAGGAAAGGCGAGCACAGGAAUUGCAUGAGCGGUGUACUGGUUAUCUUAUGUCAAGGAAACUUGAGGCACUUUCUCAGCAGCUUGUGGCAAUGGGAUUUUCUCAUGAAAGAGCAACAAUGGCACUGAUAUUGAAUGAAGGUAGGGUUGAGGAAUCAGUAGCGUGGCUGUUUGAAGGUGGUGAAGAAGCAGAUUGUAACAAGGAUACAAACAUAUGUAGGGGCAAUUUGAAAAUUGACAUAUCAGAUGAGCUAGCUCGGAUCGCAGACUUGGUAACAAGGUAUGAUUGCUCGAAACAGGAGGUUGAAAGAGCAGUUGUUAACUGUGAGGGUGAUCUUGAUAAAGCUGCUGAAAACUUGAGAGAAUUGAAACUUGAUCCACCAUCUGCUCCACCAAAACCAGAGGAAACUGGUGAUCCUCCUAUCAAUAACAGUGUUAAGCAGUCAGGAGUUUCAAGUCAGAGUUCAAGGCCACUAACAAAACCUGUUCCUUUACCAAAUCAAACCAUAAGAGAUGAAAAGGAAUUUAACUAUACCAAGGCUGCAAUGACGAUGGGGGUACCUUCAGAUUCCAGCAAUAGAAAUAUGCAACCUCUAAAGAGAAUCCAACCUAAGUCUGAAUGGGCAAAGCCCCAACAGGCUACUGUACAGGCUGAUAAAAAGUGGCCAAGUUCAGGAUCUAAUCCUUCUGUUUCUUAUUCACUGGCAUCACCAUUGCAAAUGUCACCCCCACCUGCUAAAUCUGAAACACGAUAUAUGCCUGUUGGAGGUGAUUUUAAGAACCUUCAACCUAUAGUAGCCAGGGAACCAUUAAUCAUGAUGCAGCGGCCCCAAACUGUAAAUGCAAAGCAAGUUCCAGCCACAAGUAUGAGUUCAUCGCCUCCUGGUAUAGCUGCUAGUUGGUAUCCAUCUAACGGUCCAGAUACUGUGAGAUCUAAUGGCUUUUUAUCUCAUGCUUCAAACUACCUGGGUUCUAAUCAAAGGUAUCACCAACUUCAGUAUCAACCUCAACAACAGUUUGUUGGUGGCAGCAGCAAUUCAGUAGAUAACCAAGCAACCUGCCAAGGGAAUAAUAGCAAUUGGAAUAGAGCAGGUCCAACUCCAACGCUUGCUGCUGCUACUUCUCUAGGACUCUUUUCUGGACUAGGAUCAGCAGGCCAGUCAGGGGCAACUUCUCCAGUAGACUGGAGCACCGGUGGGUCAAUGCAGUUUGAUUAUACCAACAUAGACUGGUCCUUGGAUAGAAGUUUAGCUUCACCAAGGUCAAACAGUUUAUGGCUAGGAUUUUCACCAUUUUCAAAGAGUAAUGCUCAGAUGUAUGACUCAAAUGCUUCAGGAGUCGUUGCUCAAUCAUCAACCAGACCGGUUCCCUCAAAUGGGAGCGUUGUUCCCAUGCCUGUACUGCAAGAUGGUGGAGUAGCUUCUGCUGAGACAUCUGCUGGUUCCCGGGACUGGAGUUCUCCAUUUGAAGGGAAAGAUCUUUUCAGUUUACCGAGACAGUUUGUUUCUUCUCCUACUCUGUAA
Sphenostylis stenocarpa is the source of this 2454-nucleotide messenger RNA. The record is from the annotation of a GenBank genome assembly. NCBI's taxonomy places the organism in Eukaryota, Viridiplantae, Streptophyta, Magnoliopsida, Fabales, Fabaceae.